Anolis sagrei ordinatus is the source of this 878-nucleotide messenger RNA. RefSeq names its product heat shock protein beta-11. The record is from RefSeq and is a predicted model, not a curated record. NCBI's taxonomy places the organism in Eukaryota, Metazoa, Chordata, Lepidosauria, Squamata, Anolidae.
AGCCCUGCGGCCAGGAUGUCGUUCCGCUUCGGCUUCUACCGGACGGCCACGACCCGCGAGCGAGUGGAGCGCCCCGCGGAGCGCCCCACGCCGCAGCGCUCGGGGGAGAUCACCCCGGCGGGCUUGCCCCCUCGCAGUUUGCUGGACCACCUGGUGUGCGAGAUGCAGAACCACCUGGACGAGAUGGAGCGGAUGCGGCAGGUGCUGUGCGACGCCUACCCGCGGCUGAACUCCUGGAGCGACCUGCGGCCCAGCAUCAAGGGCUCCUCCUCGCAGGAGGAAGGCGAGGGCGGCGUGGACGACGAGUCCCGGAGGGCCUUCUGCUACUGCCUCGACCUGCCCGGCUUCCAGCCCGAGGAGGUCUCCGUCAAGGUGGACGGGAGGAAGAUCUCCGCCUCGGGGAAGCAGGACCGCCGCGCCCGCGGACAGGACGGAUGCGUCUCCCACGAGCUGCGCGAAAUCCGCAAGGAGAUGAUGCUCCCUUCCGACGCCGACCCGGCCGGGAUGAGCUGCUGCUUCUUCCCCGACGAGGGGCGGCUCCGCAUCCAAGCCCCGCGCAUGGGAUCCACCCCACUGGCCGAGAAGAGGAGCGUGGCCAUCGCCAUCUGCAGGGUGGAGAACACCAACACCAACGCCAUCCCUCCCGAAGGAGACAAGGAGCCGCCCGCCUCCCCGGAGAAAGACGCCGCUGCCUCCAAAUAGACGGGGCCCACGGCCACCAAAGUUGAACGCCCCUCGAAGAAGGCCCAGGCCUACACGGCAGGGGGGGUGUUGUAGUUGGGGAGCGCCUUUUUGGUGCUUUUUGAGCCUGGCGCAUUUGGGGUUGGUUGGCGCGUCUUUUGCGCCUUGGUUUUGCGCGCCGUUGCGCAAUUAUUUUG